AUGAUCCCAUUAAAACAAAUAACUUGGAAUAAGAAUUCAAUAUUUCAGAACACUUUAAUACUAUCGAAGAAAAAUUUAUCUAAAAAUUCUUUAUUAUUAUCAUUAUCAUCAUCAAUGUUUCAAAAACCUCAUCCAAAGCAAAUUUUACGACCACCCCAAAAUAAAUCACAAACUCCAUCGACUAAUCCGGCUGAUAUUUUGAAAAAAAAUGAUAUUUUAAUGUAUUCUACAAAACCUACUAAUUAUAUUGAAUCAGUAACGAAAAAUGGAUUCCAUUUAUCUAAUAAUUUACUCAUUGAAUCUAAAUUGAAUAAAAUCCCACAAAUAGGGACCCUCAAUGCUACUACCACCACUAGUGCUAGUAAAAAUGAUAGUGCUAUUGGAUUAAUGUUAUUGCAAUCCGAAGCAUUUGAAAUAAAAUUGAAUUCUAAUACCAUAAAUAUAAUUGAUGAUUGGUACGUUGAUUUCAAAAUAAAUACUAGUAGUAGUAGUAGUAGUAAUGAUGGUGAUGGUGAUAGUAUUAUUAAAAUAUUUGAAUUGAUUCAUCCAAAACCAGAAAUCUUAAUUGUUGGAUUAGGUAAAAAAUCAAGAAUGUUAUCAAUUGAAAAUAAAAAUUUUUUUUCAAAUUUAGGAAUUCAAUUAGAAAUUACAAAUUCUAAUAAUGGGGCUAAAAUAUUUGAUUUAUUGGCUACUGAACGUCCUAAUGUAAUUGGAGCAAUUUUAUUACCUCCAAAUAUAUAA
This is a messenger RNA of Candida albicans SC5314, 741 nucleotides long. RefSeq lists its product as uncharacterized. Gene Ontology annotation, biological process: mitochondrial respiratory chain complex I assembly. NCBI's taxonomy places the organism in Eukaryota, Fungi, Ascomycota, Pichiomycetes, Serinales, Debaryomycetaceae. The transcript has a single exon. The record is from RefSeq and is a predicted model, not a curated record. Gene Ontology annotation, cellular component: mitochondrial inner membrane. Bases 1 to 741 code for a protein of 246 amino acids.